Columba livia (rock pigeon) is the source of this 9915-nucleotide messenger RNA. RefSeq names its product pleckstrin homology domain containing A5 (gene PLEKHA5). Bases 155 to 454 code for a protein of 99 amino acids. Gene Ontology annotation, molecular function: protein binding; phosphatidylinositol-3-phosphate binding; phosphatidylinositol-4-phosphate binding. The transcript is spliced from 4 exons. The record is from RefSeq and is a predicted model, not a curated record. NCBI's taxonomy places the organism in Eukaryota, Metazoa, Chordata, Aves, Columbiformes, Columbidae. Gene Ontology annotation, cellular component: cytosol.
UGCGCCCCCUCCCCUUCGCGCUGCGCCCUCCCCCUCCCCAAGGUGUUGGCGGCGGCGGGGACGCGCUCGCUCGUGAACGCGCCGCCCCCCCCCCCUGCUCCCUCCCCGCUCCCCUCGGCUUCUCCCCGGCUGCGCUGGUAGCGGCGGCUCGGCCAUGGCGGCCCCGGCGGAGCUGAGCGUGGAGCGGCUGCGGGCGCUGCCCGGCAGCUGGAGUUACGGGAUCAGCCAGGGCGGCCGCGUCUUCUUCAUCAACGAGGAGGCGAAGAGCACGACCUGGCUGCACCCGCUCACCGGAGAGGCCGUGAUCACCGGGCACCGUCGCAGCGCAGACUUACCCACAGGUUGGGAAGAAGCUUAUACUUUUGAAGGUGCAAGAUAUUAUGUAAAAUAUUUGAAGAGUGGAUAUAAAGACUUCCUGGCUGACACAAAUGGCUUUUUUUUGCUGUUAAAAUAGCUUUUGUGGGAAUAAACAUGUAAACUGUCUCAAUAGAUAGGAAUCAAUUCCUAAAUUUGCUGGAUGUGCCUCUGGAAUAUCUUUAAAAUAAAAAGAAAAUGCUAUAAAGAAAGUUAAGCUUGUAAAAGCUACUUUAUUGUAACACCACCUGGAUUCUUAAUCUAAGAUUUAUUUGCAUUUAAUUAUUUCUUAUUUGGAUUGGGAGGAACAAGAUUAGGGAUAACUGUAAAAUACUAGAACCGUGGGUUGUCAUUUUAUCCAGUAAACAAAUAAGAGAACCGAAUAACAAGAAUAUUGGAAAGAGAUAAUUUAUAAAACAGAUUUUUUUAUUUAAACUACUGAUCAGCAGGAAUUCGGUUAUGAAGUGUUCUACCAACACUGCCUAAAUUUAAUCCUACAAGGAAUUCAGCCAAGCUUUUAAAGGCAUUUGAUGACUUUUUUUCAUGGCUUAUCCAUUUUGGAAGAGGCAAUAUGAAAAUGACAAAACCAAAGAAUAACUUGGGUGAGUUUCCAAAAGUUGAUAAAGAGCUUGCCAUAAUUUCCUGAUUUUCAGGCUCUUCAAUUUGAACUGGCUUGUGACUGCUACUUUACCCAUCUGAAACCCAUCCUGAAAAACAAUAGAAGAAUUGUUUGACAGAGAAGUCAGCAACUAGUGUCUUGGCACUGUCUUCAUCUUUUAAGCCAGUUUGUUGACACCAAAAACAUGAAUAGAACUUUGGGGGGAGAGACCAAAACAAAAAAAAAAAACCAAAACAAACAAAAACAAAAACAAAAACAAGUAAAUCUAAAUAGAAAAUGGACCCCAUUUUAUAGAGACUACAUCUUUCUAUGGGAUUACUUUAAAAUUCUACUUUACAAAAUAACAUUUGAAAAUACUCUUAUCUGUAAAUAGGUUGUGUUUUCUUUGUUUCUUUGUUUCUUUUUGUUAAUUAGCUCUCGUAUUUACUUUUGUCUAUGUUUUAAUCCAUCUAAUUGCACUUUCACAUAAAAAAUGAUAAAUUAUUGAGGUGCAGCAACAUUUGUUUCUAAUUUUCAUUCACUACAAAAACCAAAACAAAACAAACCCCACAAACUUCCAAGACCUAAUUCCUGCAAAACUCUUUGUAAUAGAUGAAGGAAUGGGAAUACAGGAAGUAACAUGAAAAAUUAUCUUACAAGUUUUGACAACGGCUGCCACAGCUGCAUUUGCUCUAUGCUGCUGUUUGAUGUACGCUUUUGAGUGGGUUUGAAGCAGCGGUGAAUUGAGGCUGCUUUAAGUGCUGACAAUACAAGGUAUGCAAACAAAAAACCCACAGACAAGUGAAUUCUGUAACAAAAAUCUCUGAUUAUGCAUGGAAUUGUCAGUGAAAGUUCAUCAUAAACAUUUUAAGAGAAUGAAAGUGCUGUGCAAAACAAUUAUUUCGUACUUUGUUCAUUCUCUCAUAAAAUCUUCCCAUAAAAUCAGUUACUCUUUCAUAACUGUGGUCAACGAAUGAUAUAGUAUUGAAGUAGGUUUGCCGAGUCUGAAGUUAAUGGCUCACUCAAAGGGGAAAGAAAUUUUUUUUUUUAUUAUUAUUUUUUUUUUAGUGUACCUUUGGAACACUUUCCCAGGGUAGGUACAUCUUAGAGAACUUAAACUAUUUGAAACUAUCUAGAAAAGAUCAGUCCCACAAAGUCCUGUUCCUCUAGUCAUAUCUUUGGUUGAUGCAAAAGUAAUUGUGGUUUUGGACCACACAUUUUAAAUCUUUAUAGCUGGGCUCAAACACAUCUUUAUUAAUCAAAAUAGGAACCAUUACAGUCAACACAGUUUUGCCAAUGAGAAAUAAGUUUGUUUAUUCCUGUAGGGUAAAAAUCCGUGCUUUGGGAUUCAGUGAUUUCUUGGAAAGCAUUUUCUGCAUCCUGCUGGUUGUGGAAGCGUUUUCCCUGCAAAAAGUUGUGAAGGUGCUUGAAGAAGUAGUAGUCAGUUGGUGAGAGGUUAGGGGAAUAUGGCAGAUGAGGCAAAAAUUUGUAGCCCAAUUUGUUCAACUUCUGAAGUGCUGGUUGUGUAAUGUGCAGUUGGCUGCUGUUGUGGAGAACAAUUGGGCCCUUUCUGUUGACCAAUGCUGGCUGCAAGCAUUGCAGUUUUUGGUGCAUCUCAUUGAUUCGGUGAGCAGAUUUCUCAGAUGUAAAUGUUCUGCUGGGAUUCAGAAAGCUGUAGUGGAUCAGACCUGCAGCAGACCACCAAACAGUGACAAUGACUUUUUUUGCUGCAAGUUUGGCUUUGGGAAGUGCUUUGGAAGUUCUUCUCGGUCCAGCCACUGAGGUGGUCAUUGCUGGUUGUCAUAUGCAAUCCACUUUUCGUCGUAUGUCACAAUCCAAUUGAGAAAUGGUUCAUCAUUGUUGAAGAUGACACUUCAAAAUGAAGAUUUUUUUAAUUUUUGAUCAGGUCAUAAGGCACCCACUGAUCAAGCUUUUCCACCUUUCCAGUUUGCUUCAAAUGCCAAACAACCCUAGAAUGGUCAAUGUUAAGUUCUUCACCAACUUCUCAUGUAGUUGUAAGAGGAUCGGCUUCAAUGAUUGCUAUCAACUCAUCAUAGUUGACUUCUGAUGGCUGACCACUACACUCCUCAUCUUCAAGGCUCUUGUCCCCUUUGUGAAACUUCUAGAACUACCACUGCACUGCACCUUAGUUAACAGUUCCUGGGCCAAAUGCAUUGUUGAUGUUGAGACUUGUCUCUGCUCCUUUACGAAAUGUUUUGAACUCGAGUAAGAAAAUAACUCUAAUUUGCUUUUUGUCUAACAUAAUUUCCAUAGUCUAAAAUAAAUAUAAAGUACAUAGCAAGUAAUAAGUCAGUAGAAAAAAAACAAAGCAAGAAAAGCUCAUUAAAAUGAUGAAUAAUAUAGCCACAUUUAAAAAUACGUUUCAAUACCAAAUGGCAAAUAUCAUCAAUACAAAAAUCGCAAUUCCUUUUGCACCAACCUAAUAGUUGUUCUUCUCUCCCAUGAUGGCUUUAGCAAUCAUGUAGUCAUGUGAGAAAUCAAAUCAAACUGUAAAUUUGUGUAUUUUAGAAAUAGUUUUCAGUAAGGUGUGUGAGCUGACUGAACCCGUAGCACUUUCAGUAAGUGCUUCUGCAAAUGCCAGUUCAUCAGGCAGUAUUCAGAGAAGAGACUUUUGAGUUUGCAUAGCUCCAUCUGUUUUACAACAAAAGGGUUUGUUAAGGUUUAAAUGUUAUUCACUAAAUAGCAUGCUGUAUGGUACUGCUAAAUGGGGAAAAAAUUUACUAUGUCAAUUUCCUUAGAGUUUUUGUGCAGUAUUCUUAUGUACUUACUUGAGCAAUGCCAGCUCAGUGUUUCCUUGCAACUCAGUCAUGUUUCUAUUUAUACUAACGGUUUUCUUUGAUUAGCUAAAAAAGUAAGAAAGUACUAUUUCUAGCAUAGAAGGCAUAUUGAAAUAGAGAUGUAAAAAUAUUCUUUGAAGUCUGCUUUUAUGGCUGCCCUCAAAAUCAGCAAAAGCUUUAGAAUCCAGCAAAAUUGUUAAUUCUGUUUAUUGAAUUUAACAACUUGCCUAAAAGAAUGCUGUAAUGUACAGCUGAGAUGGUGGAUAAGUUAAAAUGUAACUAUGCUUACAGGAAUUGAUUAGAAUAGUAGAAUUAACUCUUCUGGACUAGCAGCGUGUGCCGACAUCGUUAGUAACUACUUCUAUUUGAGAUGAGUUAAAUAUCUUGAUUACACCUGUAGGUGCAAGUCUUCACUUCUAAAAGUGACUUUGGAGACCAGGGAAGGCUACUUCACCUUCAUGGUUUUUUGUUACUACCAUGUAUAUGUAUGUGUGUUUGCAUGUGUGUGUGUACAUAUGGAACCAAGGUUUGAGAUUUUUCUAUAAUUUUCGGCUGGUUUCUAUGUUGAAAAUUCAGGUCCUCUCUUAGAGUUCCAGCUGACAGCUAGAGGACUAUUGAAGUUGACUUAAAAAAAUUAAUGCCAAGCUGACUGAGUAGGUAAAGAGUUUUUCAAUCUUUUCGAGGGUUUAGGUUGCGGGGUGACGAUAAAACCCUGGCAGAUGUAUUGUUAACCUCCUCUCCCCCCGACACUUCCCCCUUUCUGCCCCUCCCUCUCCCCCCUUCCCACUCAGGACAAGCGAUUGGGAGGGAAAGAAGGACAGAGAGAAGAGAGUUGGAAAAAUUAACAAUGUUUUACUAAUGAUACUAGUAAGAAUAGAGAAAAUAAUACAAAAUAUACAAAACCAAUCUUGAAAGUCUCAGCAACUGCAGAGCCGGCAACCAAAGUCCUGGAUUAGACUCUGCAGCCAAUCAGAGCUGGAUCCAGUCUGUCACUAGGCCUCAGUUCGCAGGGACGACUAGCAAGGUCCUCUCCUAAUGCCGGCCAUAAGCAGAAGGGAAAAGGCAAAAGGAAAAGGCAGGAAAAGGGACGAGAUCCUCGUGAUCUCCCACUUUUAUAUGAAAUAUUCACGUGAAUGGAAUGUUAUACACAGUUGGUCAGUUUCUUGGUCACUUGUUUCUCGUCGCUGCUCUCGCGAGAUGUCCAUUCAUGCUUAUCAAUAAGUUUGCAUUCCAUUGCUAUGUUUACCAAAACAUGUGUCUGGUUCUCCAGGAAAAUGCAGUUAAUAUGAAGGCUUUAGCUGACAGGCAAAAUUCACUGAAAGAGAAACUUGUUUUUAACAAAACUAGGACAAUCUCCAGGUUAAUAAUUUUAUUUUAAUCACCACUCCCUAAUGAAUAACUCUGAGAAAAGGUAGAGGUGUAUUUAGAUGAAAUGAUUCAUUCUUGAGAUUCCUAAAAUUCCAGCAAAACCAGAAAAGAGUUGUCUUAAUGUUACUGAUGUUUCUGUGGUAAAGUGGACAAUGAAGGUAGAAUAGAGGAGGGAGAGGGAAGCACCAAAUAUAAAAUAAUGGCAAAAUGUUUAUGUUUGCUACAAAUUCCUGGAGAAAUUUUAAUUCUCUUUUAAUUCUCUUAGGUGUCUUUGUACUCAUUGUAAUAACUAUAUUUUAAAAACAAACACAAACAACCAACCACAACAAAACAAAAACACCAAAGAAAGCCCUAAACCAACCAACAAACAAAAACAAACAACAAAAGAAGUUGACCUCGGGAGUUUCAGUCAUUAAUCACAUUGAUAAAAUAAAGGUAAAGUCAUUUGUCUGACUUGCUUGUAAACACUAUUUUUUCUCCACAAAUUAUUUGAUGUGUCUAUUGGUUUUAAAGGCAGAGAGCAUAAGCCAUACUUGUUCCACCUGUUAUCACAGCACAGCGUUAAAAGCAUGGACCUGUAUGCCUGGAAAUAACAGAAGUAUUUCUGACUGAAUACCAGGAAUUUUGUCAGUUUUGGCAAGAUGAUUUAAGGAAAUGGUUCUGCCUUGAAAAAUACUGUCAGAAACAAGCUUUCAGUGCACAAUCUUUUAUUGCAGAGAAUAGGCAGCUGCUGCUGCUGCUAACUUUUUCAGGGCUAUUUGACAUAGAAAUAUCAUUUUGUCAGCAACUGAAGGGGCUUUUGCCAACUCAUGAUGACAAAAAACUGUAAAUAGCCUUUACAAGUGCAUAAUCUGUGAUUUACCUCAUCUCAGUUCUUGCCCAGAGAGGACGUGGAGUCUCUGUCUUUGAAGAUUGUCAAAACUUGACAGAACAAGGCUCUCAUUAACCUGCACUAGGUUUGAAGCUGGCCCUGCUUGGAGCAGGAGGUCAGACUAAAUGAGGUCCAGAGGUACUUUCCAGCCUAAAUCAUUGGGCGAUUUUUGUGAGGGAAACAGUGAAUCUUCCAUAAGAAGAUAAUAUCGUAGUAGCUUUUUCUCCAUAGGCAUCAGCUUUCGACUAGAACGUGUAAGGAGGAAUACUAAGCAAAAAUACUUGUACUAUGUGAUUUUUUGGGGGGUGGAUUGAAUCUGUUGCAGUGCUCAUUACAAGUAAACACUGUUUAAUUUAUAUUUCAAAUAUAAUUUUAAAAUCAAACAGUUUGUUAUAUAGGGGUCUAAAGUGUGAAGAGAAGAACAUGGACUUUGGUAGGAAAUGUGUAUACUGAUGGACUCAUCUUUAUUUUUUUUUGUUUGUUGUAGAGGAUCUUUGAUAGAAGUCAGAUAACACAUGCAUUUCUUUUGGCAAGUUUCAUUUUUUCUAUUUUGACUUUUUUUUUUUUUUUGUGACUACUGCCAUUUAAUGCCAAUAGGUUCAUUUCCUAAUCUUAUUUUAUAGGUAUGGUUUUUGAAGAAAUAAACUGCCAGGAGAAGGUCUGGGCUUGAAACUGUGGUCCCACUAAUGUACAUAGAGACCUGUAGCUCAGUUGAGUUUGCUUUUUUGAGUUGAUGGGGUUUUAUACUCUGUCAGCACAUGCAAAUGCAAAUCAUUUCUUAGAGAAAUAGGACCUCUGGGUGGAAGAAAAGCAACUAGUACAGGUACAGCUGCUCUCUGACAUCUUUGUUGUCUCAUUCUUCCCUCUUUCUCAGUAUUCCUUGCAUGCUUGUCCCCCCUCUCCAGUGUAUAAAUGGCCUUACUUUGUUUAACAGCUGUUGUCACCUGGACAAGGCCAUUUGUCUCAGCUUGAGUGCACUGUGAGACUCCUCCUGAAGGACUUGAACUAAAGGACUGCUGACUUACAUGCUGUUGUCCUCUGUCUCGAUUGUCAACCACAGGAAAGCCAGGCAAAAAAAGAUUACUAGCAGGCAAAUGUGACCAUGGAGAGAUGCAUUGAUAUGUGUGUAAUUAUUAUCUAAGGACACUUGAGCAAAUUAAGUAAUUUCAGACAUGCUUAGUGUGGUUUAGAGUUCAAAGAUGAUGAAUUCCUACAAAGUUUUGCCAAAACAGGUAGGAGGAUCUAUUCUAUUUGGGGAAAAUAUUAUGGAAGGCCUCAAAAAUUACUUCUGUGUUAGAUGUUAGAGAAUCCACUAGUUAAUCGAGAAGUCCUUCUUGUGCGAAUUUUCUGGACCUAAAGAGGACAUGUUUAUUUAUUUGGGUUUUUAUUUUUAGUCUCUGGUAUACUUCUACACUAGUUCCAGACCAAAGCUGCAUUACUGCAUAGUUCUGUGCCAUGUGCUAGUAUUUCCAAUUCAAUAGAGAUUUCCACAGUGCUUUCGCAUCUUUAACAUGUCCUAAAGUUCUUAAUAUUUGCUAGUAGAGCAGAGUGAAGGCUGUCUAAUUCACAUCUUCCAAAGUGUGGUGUUCACUAGCAUUCAGAAAAUAGGGCAAAUAGCGUGAACUUUUGGGCACCUCCUGGGGAGAAUCUGUGUUGACAAGGUCAUCAGUUGAUUUUAGUUCAUGCUUCUGAAAAAAAUUUGGAAGCAUAGAUGCAAAAGUGGUGCAAGGAAGAACAGACAGGAGGAAAUUCUAAGUAAUUUUUAGGGUGCUUAGGCUAAAGUUUGACAUUUUAGUGCCAACACACCCAGCUGCCUUUACCACAGUGGCAGAAGCUGCUCUGAAUAGUGUAGGGGGGAAUAAGUGCAUUACCCCUUCCCUGCCGUGCACCUCCAAGGAAAAAAAUGUUGGGUUGGUUCUUUUUGAAAGGAAUAGCUUCAUAUGGACAAGAGAAACAAUUUGUCAGGAUAACAAAAGUAGUGUAAGCAUCUCAUUCAUGGAAUAGCAUAUUGAGAACCUCUUACUUGUUGAGUCUGCAACUCUUUCACUUGAUCAAACCUGUUUCUUUCAGAAACUGAAUGUGAGUCAUGAGUGCAGUUCUGUCACUUUGUAUGAAAGGCUUUGAUCUUUUAUCUAACUCAUACUUAUUGCUUUGAUGGUAUUUUUGAAGCAAAUUCAGUGAACAUGUGUUGUGGGGUUUUGGUGUGGGUGAUUUUUGUGGUAGGUUCUUUUCGAGUAUUCAAAUAGUGCUCUCCUAUUAGAAAUGUUGUUAUUUAGAAAAAAAAAAAAAACAACUGCAGGAGUUUAGCAGAGGACAAAGAACCAUAAAUACUGUCCUUAAAGGCUGCAAAUGAUACAUGGCUAUUGAGGAGACUUAAUGAGCCCAGGACAUUACUUGUAGGCACAGAGCUUGUAAAAUGAGAUUAUGCACACCUGUACCUAGCAGGACUGCUCUCCUGGUUCUAAAGGAGUGUUCCAGUUUUGAAUGUAUUGUUUGGGGUUUGUUUACCUAGAAAUUAAUCUUAACUUUGCAGCUUGAUUGCUUAAGAGGGUAAUAAUUGCCAGGAUAGUAGUUCAGAAAUCUGAGAGAGAUUAAUUUGAGAAUUGAAGACUUUUUUUUUUUUUUUUUUUUGACUAGUGGAAGCGGAAGAGAAACAGAACUUAAGCUUCUUGUUGAAAUGACUGAAAUAUUAAACUGUAGACCUCAAUUUUUCUCUCAUAAGGCACAACAUAAGUUAGAAUGAAGUGCAGUAAGAACUUGUAUUUUAGACUAAUAAAGCAUAAAGCAAAGCUUGAUUUUGUCUGUGGGAGACAGCCUUGUUUUGUCUGUUGUGGCAAUGUGUGAAAGUGUUUAUUUUUUGAGCUUCAGAUAGCUACCUUGUAAUAUUUUCCUCUUUUUACUUUGAUUUUAUUACCUUUGUUAUUGUCAUUGUUGUAUGGCCUGAAAGGUAUCUGGUUGUUUAAUCAGUUUUCCAAACUACGAACAAAUUGAGUCCAACCUUUGGGAGCAAGAAAAAUAGUUGCUUCUUUGUGAAUCAUUUUACCUGAACUCAGUCAGACAAUGGAGGACAUUCAUCAGCAAAGUCAGAUUUAUUGCUUUAAGACCAACAGUAUUACACCUAUUAUAAAUUACGCAAUGAAGCUGUGGUAAAUGUAAGCUUUUGUGGGAUUUGUUUUAAGAUUAUUAGUAUGUUGCACAACGCCAUGUACAUGUGAUUGUAGCUUUCCUAGUUGGUGGUGCAGGCGAUGAACUUAGUUUACAGCAAUUUACAACCAGUUUAGGACCUUGUCUUUCAAGUGUAAAGGAAUGUGUACUUAAAUAGGUAAUAGCAACAAAACGCUGCCUUUGCUGUUUGUGUUGCUUUGAUUCCAACACAGUGUCUCUUGAGCUAAACAUCCUUUUUGUAUACCACUACUUAAUUGAAUUGUGUUCUUCCUUGCUAAACUAUGAACUUUAUGGUUGGUGUGGUCAACAGGAAAAUCUUGUUUUAGGCCCUAGGGCAAGUACCUGAUUACUGCUGUGAAGCCGUUGUUGGGCUUUCCUUUUUUUUUUUUUUAUUUUAAACUUUCUAAAUAAUUUGUGAUUAUACAAACUUUAAUGAUGGUGUUGACUUUUCUGCUUUCUUGAGAAAUAGUGUAUUAUGCCAGUGUGAAAGGAGGAACGAGUAAAAAUUUUAUUAAUUCAUACACACAGCUUUGUUUAACUGGGGUUUAUAACUUUUUCAGACCAAAAUAUUUAAAUAAAUUUGGUUCGGUGAGAUUAAAGUUUAAUCUUUUGGAAGAAGAUACAACAAGGAGAUACAAUAAAAAUCACUCAAGGCGAUAAUUACUUUCAUGAACAUGUGUUUUGAUUUUUAACGUGGAAGAUGGUACAUCAUUUGUGACAUGAUAACUCAUAAGCUAAAAUAAAUAAAACCAGCAACCAAA